UAAAAUGAGCCACCAAUUUCAUUUCCACCUCAAAAAACAAGAAACUCUCUGCAACUUCAAUGGCAGCCAUUACCUCUCUUUCCCUCAAAAUUCCUUCAAAAAUCCAAUCUUUACCCAAGACCCAUUUCACCAUUCCCCUCAAUCUCCCUAUAAAAACCAGGUCGACCCGAUUUUAUUCCGGGUCGCCCCGAAUCCAUUCCGGGUCGACCCGGAUUAUUUCCGGGUUAUUGAUCCAACCUGAUGGAGGUAAACUCGUUGAACUCUUCGUUGAAGAAUCACAAAGAGAAUUGAAGAGAGAAGAAGCAUAUAAAUUGCCACAAAUUAAGGUUAACAAGAUUGAUAUUGAAUGGGUACAUGUGUUAAGUGAAGGAUGGGCAAGUCCAUUGAAAGGAUUUAUGAGAGAAAAUGAGUACUUACAGACACUACAUUUUAACUGUAUACGUAUUGAUGAUGGAUCUUUUGUUAACAUGUCUGUUCCAAUUGUGCUUGCUAUUGAUGAUUUGAAGAAGGAUGAGAUUGGUGGGGUGACUAGUGUUGCUCUUGUUGAUGAUGAGAAUAACCCCAUUGCUAUUCUUAGUGAUAUCGAGAUCUACAAGCAUAACAAAGAAGAACGGAUAGCAAGAACUUGGGGCACCACUGCCCCAGGUCUUCCAUAUGUGGAUGAAGCUAUAACUCAUGCGGGAAACUGGCUAAUUGGUGGCGAUUUGAAAGUUAUAGAUCCAGUCAAGUACCAUGAUGGUCUUGACAGGUUCCGACUUUCUCCAGCUGAACUUCGUGAUGAAUUUACAAGGCGUAAUGCAGAUGCAGUUUUUGCCUUUCAAUUGAGAAAUCCUGUUCAUAAUGGCCAUGCACUAUUGAUGACUGACACACGUCGGCGACUUCUUGAGAUGGGAUAUAAGAAUCCCAUCCUUUUGCUUCAUCCACUUGGAGGUUACACAAAGGCAGAUGAUGUUCCACUUCAUUGGCGAAUGAAGCAGCAUGAGAAGGUACUCGAAGAUGGGGUGCUUGAUCCAGAGACAACUGUGGUCUCUAUAUUCCCAUCGCCCAUGCACUAUGCUGGUCCAACCGAGGUGCAAUGGCAUGCAAAGGCUCGUAUCAAUGCCGGUGCUAACUUUUAUAUCGUGGGACGAGAUCCAGCUGGAAUGGGUCAUCCUUUGGAGAAGAGAGAUCUGUAUGAUGCUGAUCAUGGCAAGAAAGUCCUCAGUAUGGCUCCAGGACUAGAACGGCUGAAUAUCUUACCUUUCAGGGUGGCUGCAUAUGACAAGACUAAGAAUGGAAUGGCUUUCUUCGACCCCUCUAGGCCUCAAGAUUUUAUCUUCAUUUCAGGCACCAAGAUGCGGACGCUUGCAAAGAACAAGGAGAACCCUCCAGACGGAUUUAUGUGCCCGGGUGGUUGGAAAGUUUUGGUGGAAUACUAUGAUAGUUUGGCAUCAGCUGAAAAUGGCAGAGUUGCUGAACCUGUCCCUUCUUGAACAACAACACAUUUGGGGUAGAAAAAUUAGCAUUUUCCCCCCCAGUAUGUGUCUGAAGAUUUAAUUUAGACAUUAUUCUUCAAGAAACAAAUAAUAAUAGUGAAGCAUGAUAUAGUAGGUUGAGAAAAUUUUCUCCAUCUUGUAAAUUAUAAUACUAAAUUUAUUCACACAUUUGUGAUGCACCUAUUUUAUAGGUACUAUGUAGUCCAGAAUUUGGAGUGUCAUUAUAUGCAUUUCAUUCUUUCUGAAUAGAUGAGAACAUAACUUAAGACA
Capsicum annuum is the source of this 1745-nucleotide messenger RNA. RefSeq names its product ATP sulfurylase 1, chloroplastic. NCBI's taxonomy places the organism in Eukaryota, Viridiplantae, Streptophyta, Magnoliopsida, Solanales, Solanaceae. The transcript has 5 exons. Gene Ontology annotation, molecular function: sulfate adenylyltransferase (ATP) activity; adenylylsulfate kinase activity. The coding region runs from base 60 to 1472 and encodes 470 amino acids. The record is from RefSeq and is a predicted model, not a curated record. Gene Ontology annotation, biological process: sulfate assimilation.